Pomacea canaliculata is the source of this 11541-nucleotide messenger RNA. RefSeq names its product zinc finger protein jing-like. Gene Ontology annotation, cellular component: ESC/E(Z) complex. Gene Ontology annotation, biological process: regulation of transcription by RNA polymerase II. The record is from RefSeq and is a predicted model, not a curated record. Lineage: Eukaryota; Metazoa; Mollusca; Gastropoda; Architaenioglossa; Ampullariidae.
CAUGUUUCCAUGACGUCAUGGGGGAUGGUGGUGUGCAAGAUGGCGGCCGUCGGGUGCUUGAGAGAUAAUGGGACGAUGGAAGGAGAUGAAUCGUCUGAGAAAGAGGGAUUAGAGUUGAUGAAGAUGUGCAGAAAAAAUGGAAUACAUCAGGAUUGCUUUAUGGGAGAAAAUGCAAGAGAUUCUUUGGAUAGCAGACCAACAAAAACAGAAAGAUCACCGCGAUUGAAUGGAUCGUCUAAAUCUGUUUCGGCAAUCUUCACAAAACCUUCCAUUCCAACACUCCGUUCAAGAAAGGACAAAAUCUCGCCGGAACUAGGUAGAAGACGAAGACGACCAUCAAAAGGAGAAAACUUGGAAUUAAGAAUAAGGUGCUGUACCCAGGAUGGGGGCCGAUCCCUUGGGCUAGGAGACGCCGCGGCCGACGGCCCGCCCACCCUGUACAAGCUGGACCUGGGAUGUGAGGCCAAGGCAGGCCUGAGGUGCGGAACCGGGGUGGGCAGCUGCCUUUGCCACCACUCCAGCACCCAGGAAGUGUGCGUCUCGGCCUCGCCACCCGACCUCCAGCCCCACCGCGGCGGUGGGACAGCCGAGGACGCCGCCUGGAAGAAGGAAAGGGACUGUGGCAAGAGCGAGGAGAUGGGCGGGUACGAUACCCCCAAUUCCCCCCUCCAUUGCCCGUCCCCGCCUCCACCCCGUGCAUGCACGCCACUGCCAUUCCCCACUCCAUCCCUCGGGACGGACUCCUCGCCACACCUGCUCACCGGCGGGGGCGGCAGCAGUAACACAUCAGCCUCAUCUUUAUCGUCUUUCUCUUCCUUGCCCUCCUCGUGUCCAUCCUCGUUGUUGUCGUCGAUAAUUUCCCCGUCAGCUUCUCUCGCCUCUCUCUUUGGGGUGUCCCGAGCUCUGGAGCCACAGCACCACCACUAUCACAAUAACAACAACCAUCACUAUCACCACCUCAACAACCACCACAACCACCACCACCACACCAACAACAACCUCCUCCACCACCAUCACCACCACCACUACCCGCCGCAUCCGCUGGAAUCCAGCUCUCUUAUCGGCAGCAAAGACAAAGGCAGCAACAGCAACAAUAGCAGCAGCAACAACAUCAACAGCAGCAGCAACGACGCUGCCAAGGACGGCCAGACGUCGUUGUCAUCGUCGUCAUCAGGCGCAGCCUCCUUGGGAGGCACCACCACCACCUCUGCCACCACCGCAGCUCCGUCGUCAAGCAGUGGCACCACCAGCUCCGAGCCGUCGCCAGCAUCCGCAGCAGGCGCGGAGGAGACGGCCGUGGCGUGCCAGUGGAAGACCUGCGGGGCGGAGGUCAGCCCCGCGGACCUGCUGGAGCACCUGCGGCACGUCCACGUGGACACGCAGUCAGGCGGCGAGACCUUCGUGUGCCAGUGGGCGGGCUGCAAGGUGGUGGGCAAGGCCUCCUGCUCCAUGUCCUGGCUGGAGCGCCACGUCGUCACGCACAGCGGACACAAGCCGUACAAGUGCAUCCUGCCGCACUGCGGCGCCCGCUUCCCCGCAGGCGGCGCUGCACCGCCACGUCAACGCGCACUUCGUCACGCAGGGACCCGCCACCGCCAACCGCAGCAGCCGCCCUCGGGGGGAGGAGCCACGGCCCGCCUGCUCCGAAAGCGCAACAAGCUACGGAGACGCCGGCCACAGUGUGUACGAAAUGGAGACUUCUUUGACUGCGGGGUGAUGGACCAGCUCAGGCAGCAGUUGUGGGACAUUGCACACAGGACACAGCUAGACCUUGGCAGUGGCAGCUCCCAACACCUCACAUUCCACAGCUCUGUGAUUGCACGCAGGAUGGACGAGUCAGGGAAAGUCAAUGUGCUCCUUCACUGGCACCCAGAGGAUGUAUUGGAUGAUAGCUGGGUGCCGUUAUCUCAGGUCAGUUCUCUUCGGCAGCGUGUCAUUCCCAUCUCCCAGCUACCUCCAUCCUCUGUGGCCAACAUUCAUCCCACCGUCUACCGCCAACACCGCUUUCGUAAGCACAGGAGAAAAUAGGAAAAUAUUCAACAUGCAUUCAUCAUCGUCAUUGUCAUCACCAGUAUUGUUGUUGUUUCCUAAUGUUAUCUCAUGCAGUACCAGGAUUUGUGUGCAACUUUGCUACAGUGAAGCUUGUUUCUGCUGGAGUUGGAGUAUUGGUAGACAACGGUGUCUUCACCCAUUGGUCAAAUCGGUAUGCGUGCAGUGGCAAAUUACCUGCACUGAUCUAGGUAAAGACAUGUAUGGAUGUUGUGUGCUCUAGGUUCCUUUAUUCUGUUUAGUCCCUUUAUGUGACAGAGGUGGAUCAAAACCAGGCACAGAAAUUGAAAUAGAGCUAGAAGAGAGACAUUCAACAAAAAUGUGUGAGUUUUAAUCUUGGUGUUUUCUGAUUGUUGAUGAAGAAUUAGGUUGUUGAAAAACAAGGAGCGAAGCACAGCUACACACAAAUGACAGCCAUGAGUUAUUCAUAUCUGUUCUUUCCCUAAGUUUUAUUGUAGUUUUUUCUGUAUCAUUUCAUUUUUAUACUUUGCCUGUGAUGGCACACCAUGUUAAUUAUAUUUAAUAUAUUUGAAAGUUACAAUCUGUAAACAUUUAUUUGGAAUCCUGUUUCAGUUUUCAGCUUUUCAGUUGGUGUGGGGUUUUGAUUUGUCUUGGAAUUUGCUGUUGAGAGUGGGAAGGAAUAAUUUCAGUUAAAGUCAAUUGUAUGUUUAAAAGUCAGCAGUCACAUUGAGAUGUGACUUUGUGAGUGUAGGAAGGAGGAAUGCAUGCAGGCGUAUGUUAUAAGUAGGACCUGCAUAUUUGUGUUCCUUGUAAUAAAUGCCAGUGUGCCUAGAACAUUUAGUCUAGAUGGGCGUCUUGACUUUUUUUUUUAAUUUUGAAAUUGCAGCUUGCAAAAUCUGUAAAGAGUUUCCCCUUACCCCCAGUCAUGUUCAGCUCAGGUGUCUAGCCAGUGGAAGGCAACAUACAUUAAAGUUCUAAAUGUUGAGAACAAAGGUGAAAAGUUACAUCACAAAUGAGUUGUUUGUGCAAUAUUUGCACAUGCACAGUAGAUGGCCCUCUAAGAUGCUGACUGCCCAUUCAAAUAUAUAUGUAUAUGUGUGGGGGGAGGGGGAGCAUUAUGUUCUUUUGUUCAUGCACUUUAAACCAGUCACAGAUCUGUUUUGUGAUUGUGUGUUAUAGUUGCAAAACUGUUUCUUAUUUUCAGUUAUCUUUUACCCUUUUCAGAAUCCUUUUGCUUUAUGCAUGAGAUGCAUCUAGAACAAGUCUGCAUUUAAAAAAAAGUUCUAUGUUUUGCUGUUAAUUCAGUCAUAUUCUAGAAUGAGUAAUUCUAAAAUAUGCACCCACCAGUUAUAAAUACCAUAGGGUUUUGUCUUGCAGAAGAUUCAGCUCUCGGCCAUCAAGCCUCAGUCCAAGAUAUCUUUUUUUUAACCAUGCUUCCUCUCUGUGGUACGAUAGUUAAGUAUUGUUGACAUUUAACAUCACUAUACUCAGUCAAGCCCUUCUUUAGAACCAAGCUUUAAUGAAUCAAGGAAAAUCCCUGUGUGUGUGUGUUUUCAUGCAUUCACAUAGGUAUGACAUGAAUCUUUGUGUACUGCACAUUUGAAAGGAAUCAUGUGAAGUUACAUAUGUUUUUGUUUUUUUCUAUCUCUGAUAAAAUGUUUCUGCUUACCAAUUACAGUGUAACACAUUUAAUAUUUCUUUAGUGAUAUGAUGUAGAUAAUGGACCGGUCCACUAGGUCUCAAUAUGUGUAAUAUGUGUAAAUUGCCUCCAAUACUCUGCCAUAUGCAGGAUAAUGUUCUGAGUUAUAGUCUUGCAGUUGGCAAAGAGUUUUGUCCAUUUUCCUUCUGGAUCCUUGUUCUGCCUGUGGUGAACUAAAAUAUGUCUGAAUUCAUAUCUUCAGACAGGAAAGUCAAGCUGCUCCAUGAAGUCGUACACAAAAGGAAUAAGGCUGUGAACACAACUCAUUCCUGUGCAGGGAUAUUUUGUUUUUUGCUUCUCCUCAUUCUAGGAGAGAGAUUUUCGUAAUUUGUUAAUAUCCAGCAGGAGCAUAGGAACCAGGAGGACAAGGGGAGCCACCUCCUCAGAAAAGAUACUGAGAUGACAAGAAUGAGAGUGUCGUUCACAGUCAGCAGGGAGUUUGCCCACUCUCACCCCCCCCCAAAAAAAAAGCCAAGCAUUGUCCUACGCCACUGCCCAGUGGUCACUGAACUAGAAGGAGAAAUGUUGUUGUUUAUCCUUUUAAUUAAAACUUUGGCCUCACUUUGUACCCAGAUGAAAUUUUCAACAUUGUUUCCCGUAGAUGAGAGUUAAGUAUGAAAUGCUGAUUUGGCACAAUAAAUUACAUUUCAUCAGUGGCUACUGGCCAUUUCUGGAGUGGAUAAACUGCAGCUAUCAAGUCCCAUAAAGACUUUUUCAAAUGAAAAGAAAAUAUGUUUUUGAGAUGUCAGGGAAGUCACGGUGAUCACUUCUGGAGAGAAAGGCAUAAUCACGGAUGCCAAAAACUUGACGCUGACAUACUGCGUUGAAAUUUAAGAGAGCAGAAGAAUUGGCUCAGUCUUGGAGAACAAUAUAAUCACAGAUUCCAAAGGGCUGCUGAUGGUGAACAGUGACCCACAAAGCCAUCUUUGUUUGCCUUCCAGUAUGGAACUCAUUCUAAAAUGUUGCAUUAUAGACAUUGUUUAAAUACACCCCACCCCCAAUGCCUGACUCCUGAAAAAAAGAAUCGCAUAAGGAUGGAAUUGAUAAUUAUUUUUGUUAGAUGUUGUUAGAUAUAGACAUGUUUGCUAAGAUCUUAGUUUAAUUAUUUUUGUAUUUGGUUUUGUGUGAUCCUGGAUUUUGAAUGAGCAAAGAAAUAAAAUACUGAGCAUCUGAGUGAGGAGUUUUUGCAACACUUUUUAUUUGCUUAUGAAAGGGGAGGAAUUGUUUUUAAAUUUGAAUUGGUAUAUGCAGGUUUGAUGGUUGAAAAAAAAGCAUUACAUACAACAUAUGCACUGGUUAUUUAUAUGAACUUGACUUCAGAUCUUGUUCAAGCAUUAAAUGUUGAUUUUCAAAGACUGCUUGUGUGACUGGAGAUAUGCAUACAAUAAUGUGCAAAUGGCAUGUACACCUUGUACAGAAAAUACGAUACCAAGCAUGUGCCCUGUUGACAUUCCACCCAUGCCCACCGAGGAAUUUUUACAUCAAAGACCUUUUCCUCACCUGAAAAAUCUGCUCAAGUGCCGACAGCAGUUAUACAGUGGAUCCUGUUAUACAGUGUUUUGCUGAGAGGCAGGUAUAAUCUCGUGCCAGUAACAUUUGUUGUAUAAGAAGUUCUUGUACAAGCAUAUCGUCAGUCAUGUUCAGUCUGAGUGGUUUCCAGCACACAACAACAAAGUCUUGAUUGGGUUUUUCCAUUCAUGAUGCUGCAGUCAUUGAUACAGAAAUAUAUAAAUGGAAAAUUCAAGACAAAAUGCAGAACUUGUCAUCUUUUCCUAAUAACAAAUAACCACUGAAUAAUGUUUUGUCUUUAAAAAAAAAAGAUUAUAGAUGAUGUGGCUCUUCCCAUUUUGGAUGUGUCCACCACUCCAGAUCAAAUACCAUUUACGCCUGAAACCUAUGAAAGAUAAAUGCCUUUUUCUGGUAAAAGAAUGGAAUAUGGGAUACUUUAAAGUAAAAGAACAAAAUUGUAUAUUUGAAAAAAAUUAGAGCAGAUAAAAGUCUAGCCUGUGAUGCUUGCAGUAUCUACAUCAAAGCUUAAGUGCUAUUGUAAAAUUUAUUUUGCCUUGAACUGGCAGAUGAACAAAACGUCAAGUUGUUACGGAAACCUAGGCAGGGUGAACAUGGCAGAUAAAUGCUGUGGUGACAGUAAAAGAUUUACUUACAUGCCUGUUAUUGUUUGAAUGUUGUCAGAAAUUCAUGUAACAUCCCAGUUACCAAUAAGAAUGACCAUUUUAUUAUGCGACAUUAAAAAUGGCAGAACAGGUUUUUUUCUGUCCACCAUCUUUGUGUAUUAUUGACAUCUUUAAAAAUCUUUCUUCCCCCUUCUGUCCACUUUUUUAAAUAUUGUGCCUUGAGAAGAUUGGCUAAAUAUUGUCACACCAUCCGCAAAAGUGAUCUAAGAGGGGGUCAUCUUACGAUGAAUGAAUAGAUAUAUCUACACAAAGCAUAUUUAUUACUUGGUCAAGUGUGCAUGGUGCACACUACGCUGUACAUGUCUGCCCAAGAAAUACUGCUUUAACAAGAGGAAGGGAAGUGUGUGGACUAAAGUGACAGUGCGUUUAUUUGGUUGAGUUGCUAUGCCUGGAUCUUUGAUUUUAUUGAGAAUGAUGGUCCUUUCAGGAAAAUAAUAAAUUAUUUAAUUUUAAAUGCUUUCUUGUGGUUUAGCAUUGAUUUCCACAACUUAGCUUCAUAUUAUUCAUUAUUUCAUUUGCAAGCAUACUUAAUCCUUACCUAUGACCCUGCCUAUUAUAUUCCUUCCUUGUUUUUCUCUUUAAUUUUACAUUCUGUUGGGGUUUUAUUAGUGUCUUUUUAUGGGUGGGAGAAGGUGGGUGAUGGGGUUAGGGGAUCUCCUUUCUCUUUUUUUUUUUUCCCUAUCCUUAUGCAGUCGAAGAAGGCCACCCUAUAAUCAUAAUUUUAAAAUCAUUAAUAUUGAAAUACUCGGAGAUUGACCCAGAAAUAUGGUUGUCCUCUGCUAACACUGCUAAUGGCAAGUUCUGUUGCAGGAUUUCACUCAUAAUAAGAUGCAUAAUUUCCACUUAACAUAUAGUGAGUUUCUUUUUCUUUUCUUCUUUUUUUAAUAUGUCAGACCUUAUGCAAGCUGAAACUUUCAGAAUACUGUGUUACUUGUUAUUGUUGCCAAAAUGAUGCCUGGUUCGUCUGUAUUUUUUUUCUCAGUAUCAGACAAAUAAGAGGAUGUAGAACAUUGUUAGAAUAAUGACUGUAGUCACUUUUUUUCCCUGAUGGCCAAGAUUUCUGAAGUCUUGAAGGGUGUAAUUUUCAGUUCUGGAAUAUUUUUGCAUGAUUUUAGGAUGUUGUCCUUAUUACACAGCAUCUUAAUAAUAGUUUUUUACUUUGCAACAGAGCACAUAGACAAAAAUUCCUAUAAUGUUUCCUUUGUUUUUAUAUCAUUUAUUGUAAACUACUUGCUCAUAGAUUUUUCCUUGACUGCAGACUCAUUAUCAUCUUUUACCCCAAAUAUGUUUUCCUUCUCUAGGUAAUACUGGGUAUCCCCUCUUAAUUUCUUAAAAAAGAUUUUUUUUUUUUUUUUGUUUAAUGACGUGCUUCAGUGAGGUUAGAUUUCGGUGGCAGAUGUGUCCAGUCGUAUCAUCCAAGAACACUGUAAAAUGGAGAAUUUUUUGGAGAAGAGUUUAAGGUGCUGAACUGGUCUCAUGCAGGAACCAAAAUAAAAUUGUUCACUAGGCAAGGCUCUUUGCAUUUCUUUUUUGCUGGGACCAGUGAUGACUGCAUGCAAUCCUUGUGUGCCUGACCUUUGAACUAUGGUGUACAUCUGGUGCCAGUCAGCAUACUUGGCCAUUUUUGGUGGUCACAAUCUCAGGACCCAUUCUUGAAAGGCUUUCUUUUCUGCAGAUGAGAAAGGGAAAAUGUGUGUGAGAGGAAACAUUUUGAGGAAAAAGGGAAAUGGGUGUAAUUUUCUUUGAUUGUGUAGGAUAUUUUAAUGUUUUCAAACAAUGGUAACCAUCAUGCCUUGAAUGUUCACAUGUUCUCUCUCCCCACCACCCUCUCUCUGCUCCCUCCCUCCAUUUUCUCUUUGACAUCUUUUGAUUCAGUGUUGUGUGCAAUGAUGCCAAUAUAAAAUGGCAAGUGUCACAUGUAUAUUUUUACUCUGCAUCAUAAAAAUGAUUUGAAGUUGUAAGAAUGAAUCUGCCUCUAUUAAUAAUUCUCCACAUAAGUAUAUGUGGCAGAAACAUAAUUUUCACACACACUGUUUUGUGUGGCUGUAAUUUAAAAGUGUGAUGGCCUUUGUGAAUAGUUAUUCUCAGCAUAUUUCCAUCAUUCUAACAUCUGAAUUUCUUUCUUUUUUUUAUUUUGUCCCCACCUCAGUCUGUGACUGCCUUCAUGUCUGCACCUCGAGUUCAUUUAAAAUAUAAAUCCAUUGCAAGCCUUUUUUCUUCAUUUCAUGCCAUAUAUUCGACAGUGUUUGAUGUGUAUAUUCAGUGUGUUUUGUUGUGUAUCUUUUUGAUUAUGUAUUUGUGCUGAGAGAGAUGUUGCUGCUGUUUGCAAUGAUUUGACCUACAGAUAUUUUAAAUGAAGCAGUGCAACCUUCGCCGAUCUCAUUUCUGUUACUUAGAUUUCUGAAAGCAAACAUGUCAUUAACUUCUGGUCAGCUAGCUUUGGGUGGCAAAGAUAAGAAAAGGAGCCUUAACCAUGCAGCUGCAAGGAACAAAAGAUGUUUCUGAAAUAGUCUUUUUCUUAGAAUCAAACGUGAUUUUCCAUUAAUUAGAUGUUAUGUGGAGAGAAAGUGAGAAUGUAUGUUUGUCGGUGUGUAUGCACACCUGAAUGUUUGGAUAUAUGUCAGACCAGACAACCACAAUGUAGUUGGGAGCAUUGCUACAGUCAUUUCUGCUGAAACAAAGAUAGUGUUUUUCAGAAUUUCAAAAUUUAAUCAUUUGUUCUGGAUGCAAGUAGCUCUGGUCUUACAGUAACGUGCACUUGGCUAUCUGAACUUUAGGGUUGCUUUUAAUGGUCCACAGUCUGCAUUAAGUUUUCUGUACAAAGGCUUUGCAAGAAUAGUCACUGUGCCGGCAAGGGUUGUGUCUAGGAAGGCUUGGUGCAAACUGUGGAGCAGAAAAAGUGACCAGUCAAAAUGUUCUAUGUAAAAAUGGACUAUUGUUAAAUUGUCUUUCAUAAUUCUUGGAUCACUGGAAUCUAUAUUCAUUUACACACCCCUCCACACCACCCAAAACUUGAGUGGCAGAUGUGAUUGCAGAAGUUGGCAUGUUUGCAUUAUUAAACAGACUUCCAGAGCUUCAACUUUUUUUUCUUCCUCAAGUCCCUUUCUUUUGCCCAUACUGUUAGCUGGUCACUACUUUCAAAAGUCAAGAGUGCCCACGUUUUCAAGUUGAUAAGGCAGUGUAGCCUGCACCAGUUUGGGUUUUUUUUGUGGGUGGGAGGGGUAUGUUUGUAUUUGGGUGGAUAGCUGUUGAGCCAUAAAAUCUCUUUAUUCAGGUUUUCUCUGCCUGUCAGUGCAGUGCAGCACUUAAACUUGGCCAACACAUCUGUUUGACAAAUUUGUGUAGUGAUCAUUGUUUUUUUCUAUUUGGAAAAAAUGUACAUGACAUAAUAAAAAAAACAGACUUUGUAUUGCUGUAAAGAAAGCUUGAACACAUUGUGCAGUGUUGGAAUGUGUAUUGAAGUGUACAUAUAUAUAUAUGCAAUCCAGAGGUCAGUUUCAGACAUGAAUAAAGAAAAUUGUUUAUUACUGGCUCUUGCAGAUAAUUGCCUUUAGUCGAAACAUGUUUGAUAUCAUCACAUUGAAAGUGUGGUCUUAUUAUGCAGGAGAGUGGAGAUCUGUGUACACUUUUAUAGUUCAUUUUGUAGACACAUUUCUUUGAGACCCAGCUUGAAAGGGAAAGUUUAUGACGCUUUAUUUUUAUCAUGACAGCGACAUGCACUAGUUUUCUUAUCGUAAGCAUUAGACAAAUGCUGCAAAUGUGUUACUGAAACUUUGUAAACUAUGAGAGUAAAAAGCUUUACCUUGGAUCAAAAUCUAGUGCCAUUAACAAAAAUAAAUGUUGAAGCAUCUAGCACUUUCCUGGAAAUCGUUUCAGAUAUGCCAACUUUCUGCACUCUGUGUACAGGGUAAGCAGAUUGCAACUCGGAUGUUCACUGUGAAUGCUGUUGUACCACUUUUGCACAACACUUUAGGCCUUGCCUUUAUACUAGAGUGAUUUUCAGCCUCUGAACAAUAAUACAUGUAAUGGCUGGAUAUCUUUUAGCCAUAAAUAUGGUUAAUUAGCCAAACAGUCAUUUCCAUGCAACUUAAAAGGUUAUAAUUUGCAAUUUGCUGUGUCAGUGAUAAUAUAAGAGAAUCUGUAUUGCAAUUAAGAAACAACUUUUUUCAUUGUUUGACACAGAGGGUGCCCUAUCCACUUUCCCUCUUUGUUUUGCAUUUUUUAUUUCUUUUUCUUUUUUCUUUUUUUUAAGAGAAAUGUUUUUGCAAUGCUUUCUGCAGCUAGCCAAUGCCCAUAGUACACCUCAAUUUUUCUUGAUGAAAACUUUGGAUGGAUUUUAUAAUGCAAAUUAUUUUGUAUGGUAGAGAUAUAGUUUAUGAUGUAAAUAUGAAAAACUAGCAUAUUUGUGAACAUUCAUUUGUUCACAUUUUAUACAGCUCAUUCUUGAUCAUUUAUAAAAGGUUAUUUUUACUUUUGCACAAAGGAGGUGCUUUGAAGAUCUUUAAAGCAAAAAACAAUACUUUUUUUCUCUUUUCUUUGCUACUGAAUUUGUUUCAGGCACCCUUGAUUUAAACCAGUUGGCCUGAUCAGAGUAUAUCAGCCAGUUGUGGUGUAGACAUUGUCAAGAAAGAUAAUGGCUCAUUUCCAAAUGGACUGUGUAUUUGAUCAAAUGUUGUUGUCACGUGAAGUGUAGUGCACGGAUUGGGUUUUUGUUAAAUGACUUCAAAUAAGAGGUCAUUGUGUUUUGCGUGAUUUUGACCAUUCUUUAAGCUCAGAAUCUAAGUUGAGUGUUCAUGGGUCUACAUGUAUUUAUAGAGCAGAAUGGAGAGAUUUUAAAGGAGGGAAAAAAUGAACGAGCAGCUGUAUGUUUUACCACCAUUACUUGUGUGCAACAUGUGGCCGCCUGUUUUUUAUGAUUAGGGAGGUUACUGAUACUGACUAGAUAUCAGUUUUGCCUUCCAUAAUCUCUUGUUCUCCCCUCCUUCCAAAUUCUGAAACAUUUUAAUACUGCCCACCACAAGAGGGCUUUUUAAAAAUGUCCCAAACUUAUGGGACACACUUUUAUUUGUAACCAAUUUUCUUGUGGAAUUUGGAAGUUUGUGGGUUUAAAAAAAUACAAAAACAAGAAAACCUUCAAAAAUAAAUACAGUAGCACCAAACAAAAGAUUUGUUAAAAAAUCUUUUUCAGUGGGACUGAAAUAUCUUGCUUGUAAAGUGAAUGUGAUGUAAUUAAACCUGUAAGCCAAGAUUUGUCAUGCCCAUUGCUGUAUCCUGCAUGUCUGAAUGACCAUUUGCAAACCAUAUUUAUGACCAAAUGCCCAAAGAUAUGGACUUGGAAAGUGUGCCCUUCAAAAUGCUUUGGCCAACGUUAGUCCAUUUUCUCCAUUAUACGGGUAUAUUGUCAGCAAAAUCCUCGUUAUCAUCAUUGCUGCAAACAUAACAUAAUCAUAUGCCUGAAAAAGAGGAGGAAUAACAGAUAUCUUUUUCACACCCCCUUUUUUUUUUUGACAAUUAAUUUAUAAGACCCAACAUGAAACUCAAUGGAAAUGAUGUAGUGAGGUAUUCUGCAUUGUGUAGCUAGUUUUGUAUGAUACAAGACAAUAUUAAUUCUGGUUAUAAAUAAAAACUUUCCCUUUAUUA